AUGAUCAAAAUAUGGGAGGAAGCCCACAUCCGAGAGGGACCCAUAUUGCGCAUUCAGCUGGUAGACAACGGGUCGGGUUAUAAAGCAUUGGGUGGUCCUCUAGCGGUCGGGGAGGUUAACAAACUCUUUGGAUUUCACAACUGUGAUGCUCUGGACACAACCAACUCAUCCGGUGUCAUGAAAUGGGCGAGGAAACAAAUCGACGGUUGUAAUCGCGACCACAAAAGAUGCGGGACUGAUUUCAUGGAUCGAAGUCUGCGAGACUUCCGUCCCACGCGGCUCAUUGAUGUUGGGGGGAAUGCCGAUCCAGACGUUCGCCUUAUCGUAACCUCGGAGUUGUCAACGCCGGGAACCAUUAAAGAGUACGCUGCGUUGAGCUACUGCUGGGGCGACUCAACAAAAACACUUCUGCUCCAGCAGAACAUCGACGACAUGAAGAAGCCCACUGGUUUUUCCACGUGGGACAAGAACUAUCAUCACGCCAUCAAAAUUACGAGGGAGCUCGGAAUUCGAUAUCUGUGGAUCGACGCUCUAUGUAUCAUCCAACGCCAGGAAGGCCAAGAAGACUGGCUGAAGGAAGCUCCAACCAUGGGUCUCGUCUACGCAAACGCGACGUGUGUAUUAUCAGCAACAGCCUCCGCAGACUCACAAGGCGGUUGCUUCUUUCCGAAGAUGUCCCUCGCGGGCGGCUGCCAUUUGGGCCGUCAGGGUGACACCUCGCUGGAUGUUUUCCCGUCAACGAGACAUGACAUGAUCAUGGCCGACCUGUUCAAGGACAAGGUUGAGUCGACACGGCUGACCACGCGGGCAUGGGCAUUCCAGGAGCGCGUACUCGCGAGUCGGAUCCUGCACUUUUGCGAAGGCCUCGUCCUAUUCGAGUGCAAUGAGAUGCAAGCCUCGAGCAGUCAUGGCUUUGGCCAGCCGUACCCCAAGAAGGAGCAUUUCCGCUUGGACGGCAAUACCGACACAGUGCCCUGGUGGCCAAUACAGGAUCGUGGGGGUAUACGUGCCAACGGAAACGUUUUGCGUUGGAACUCCAGUUUUUCCCUGAACGUGCUUGAAUUUCUGGACUUCUCCGACUUAUCGGCUCGGAUGGGCAUGCGUGGCGCUUUUGAAAUGCUCGUGCACUUCAAGGGCGCGUCGUUGGAGGAGAAGAUCGAGUUCCACGGUUGCUGGUAUGAGGUUGUCGAGAAUUACUCUCAACGCAACCUGACCAACCACACGGACAGGCUCGUGGCCAUCCAAGGCCUGGCAAGAUUCGUCCCAUGCCACUUCGUCGCGGGGCUCUGGAAGGAGGUGUUCGCUCUCAACCUGCUCUGGAUGCUUAAAAGAUCAAGCCAACCCAAAGGGAGGCCCAGGCGCGACAUUCCCACCUGGUCCUGGGCUUCGGUUGACGGGCCCAUCUCGCACUGGCUGCGUGUACGAGUAUCCUCAGACUCGGCUGAUAGGGGCAUUUGGAAAGAUCUCGGCCUGUAUGUGACUAUUCUGCCAGAGCCGACUCCAGAAGCUGUCCGAACUGUCGUUUUAUAUCUUCAAAUACCGCUGUUCAAUCUCGACACCUCCAAGGCGACCUUUUAUCCCGACAUCACAAUGCCUAAUGAGAGCCAUGCGGGACUUUUCUGCCUCGCUGUUUUUUCAUUUAGGAAUUCCCAUGUUGAUCCCUACUUUGCUGAUCGACAACUUCACGGCAUUGUGGUGCAGGCAAUCGCGAGUUUGGUGCAGCGGUACGAAAGAGUUGGCUACUUCCGGAUGUUGGACCAAGCCGCCAUUGAGGAAGCACUGCAACGUCUGCGCCAUGACCCUCUCAUGAUCGUACUUGUUUGA
Molecule: messenger RNA, 1824 nt
Organism: Clonostachys rhizophaga
Lineage: Eukaryota; Fungi; Ascomycota; Sordariomycetes; Hypocreales; Bionectriaceae
Source: the annotation of a GenBank genome assembly